Messenger RNA from Ananas comosus (pineapple), 1647 nucleotides. RefSeq lists its product as uncharacterized. The transcript is spliced from 2 exons. NCBI's taxonomy places the organism in Eukaryota, Viridiplantae, Streptophyta, Magnoliopsida, Poales, Bromeliaceae. The record is from RefSeq and is a predicted model, not a curated record. Gene Ontology annotation, molecular function: protein binding. The coding region runs from base 1 to 870 and encodes 289 amino acids.
AUGGAGGAACCCCCACCGCCGGAGCUCUCCGCCUCCGCCGCCGCCGCCGCCGCCAUUGCCACCUCGAGGAUUCCUGUGCGGCAUCACUUCCUCACCAGCUACAACAUUUUCCAUCAUCAGCUGCAUNCCGCCGCCGCCGCCGCCGCCGCCGCCGCCGCCACCUCUAAGCGCCAGCGCCGCCCCAGCGUUCGCCUCGGAGACAUCGGCGAGGCCCCCGCCUCCUCCUCCUUCCCCUACGACCCCUCCCACCUCCGCCGCACCAAACCCUCCAAACCAUCCUCCUCAAAGCCGCGCCACGCCCCCUCCUCCUCCGCCGCCGCCGCCACCGUCGAGGACCGGGCCCUCCUCCCCGUCGACGAGAACCUGGAGCCCCUCGGCGCCGCGCUUCGCCGCGCCACCCGCGAGGCCAGGGCCCGGCGCCGCCGCCCCAGAUCGUCCUGGUUCGCCGCCGCUGCUGCCGAAUCCCACCCUAACGGCACGGGGGGCUUCGCCGACGACGACGCGUACAGGAAGGUCGAGGGCGACGAGGCUAGAGUUAGGGUUAGGGUUUUUGAGAGCAGGGAGGGAGGAGCGCCUCCGGCUACCGAUCCCGUUGAAGGGGACACACCAUCUGGAUCAGACGGUGAGGAUUGGAACGAUCGGAACGGGCAGUGGCGAUCGGUGGAGGAUGCUGGCGGCGUUCAGUCAUGGCUGGACCGCUUAGGGCUCGGCCGCUACGGCCUGGUUUUUGAGAUCCACGAGGUGGAUGAUGAGGUUCUCCCCUUACUCACCUUAGAGGAUUUGAAGGAUAUGGGGAUUAAUGCAGUUGGAUCGAGGAGGAAACUGUACUGUGCAAUCCAAAAUCUCAAGAAAGAGAAAGGCAUAUCAUAAGAGAGAGAGAGAGAGAGAGAGAGGGAGAGAGAGAGAAGCAGAAUUGGGUGGAGAUAUGUUGCUGAAAAGGAUUACAAAGCCGGAAGCUUCGACCUUUCUGAUAGUAAUGCAAGGUGGAUGCUUGAAAUGGUUGGUUAGUGCUACUCUGUUUCCUGUGAAAAUCUGCUUGUUCUUUUUCUGUAUAAUUACUAGUGUUCAUUUUCUUUUGCUUAGGUUACAUAUCCAGUUAUCCACAAAACUGUGAUAUUUACUUUUAGGGGCCGUUUGUUGCACCAAUUUGUAGCACUCUAUUUUUAUAUUACAAAUGGUGAGAUGGUCUCCUUGCAACUCAGGCUGGGAGGGCGCAAGUGACUUAUAAAUUCCAGUUAAUUAGGGACUUCGUAUUUUCGCAUAAAUCUUGUUCCUAUCGUAUAGAGAAAUGCCAAAAACUUGUGCUCUGUGGUAAUAUUUGAUGUUACAAGUCGGGAAUCUCCGAUAUUUUCAUUACUUUCCUUGUUAGGCCCUUGCUCCUUUGGCUCAAAUGCGUGCUGACAAUCUCACCCUUUCAAAUAGAGUGUCUAUAGCAAUCUGGGAUUGGUACAAAUUGGUGAAAUGAAAUAGCCCCCUAGGAGUUUUCUUGACUUUCUGAGGGGAAGUUAUAGUGUAGAUUUUAGAGAUCUGUACACAAGUAUAACUGUUCAAUGGAAUUAUAGAAGUGUUUGUUGUUUUUCACAUAUAGCUUAAAUAGAGCUAUCUCUAAUACAAUUGAAGUUCGAAGGUGGUUUUUUUGUUCUGAUA